AUGGCAUCCAGGAAAACGCUGAAUCGCCGGCCACGUCCACAACGUGCAACGAGCAAUGUGUUCGCAAUGUUCGACCAGGCACAAAUACAGGAAUUCAAAGAAGCCUUCAAUAUGAUCGAUCAGAAUCGCGAUGGCUUCAUCGAUGUGCAGGAUUUGCAGGAUAUGUUCGCAUCACUUGGUAUAUGCAAAAGUCAGCUGUUUUUAGGAAAAGAAGUCACCGAGGAAUUUCUGGAAAAAAUGAUCAAUGAAGCACCGGGACCAAUUAAUUUCACGAUGUUUCUCACUCUGUUUGGCGAGAAAUUAACGGGAACCGAUCCGGAAGAGGUUUUUUUUAAUGUUUUUUACAAACAAUAA
Gongylonema pulchrum is the source of this 354-nucleotide messenger RNA. Lineage: Eukaryota; Metazoa; Nematoda; Chromadorea; Rhabditida; Gongylonematidae. The record is from the annotation of a GenBank genome assembly.